AUUCAACAUUAUAUAUUCAUCAAUGCCCGAACUCAUUCUACCACCACGUGAUUGGCUGCAAAUGGGACAUGACCCACUGUCCGAUCCCACGGAACACGUGGGCACGUGCACGUGGUGUGAAGAUAUGCAAGCAUUAAAGCUACUAUUGGCAUGUUCUAUAGUCUUCAAACUGUUGACUGGUGCAUCAUGUCUUUUCGGCACAGAAUGGUUGGCAUAUAGUGUUAAAAAAAUGAGUGAUUCUGUAAAGGAAAACUAUUGUUAUUAUAUGAGGUGCUGUGAUCGAGAAUGGAACAGAAAUCACUUCUUGGAUCUUCACAGUGCUCUAGUCACAAAGGUUUAUGGUCAGAAUAUUAUGACUGAAAUUGUUGUCCCAGCAUUGCAAGGACAUCUUAUGCCUAAUACUCCAAGAGGAAAAGCUUUAGCUAUAAGUUUUCAUGGAAGGCCUGGGAUAGGGAAGAAUUAUGUUACUACAUUUAUUCAAGAUAUUUUAUUUUCUAAGGAAUCCCGCGACCACAACGUUCAUUUUUUCACUGGUAGGAUUCAUUUCCCAUUGGCACAACAUGUACCUUCUUAUAGGAUUCAUUUAUCCCAGUGGAUUAAAGGAAAUGUCUCAAAAUGUGAAUAUUCCUUAUUCAUAUUUGAUGAAGUAGACAAGAUGCCUCCUGGAGUGUUAGAUGCUGUAACUCCUUUUCUUGAUUAUCAUACCAAAAUAGAGGGAAUAGAUUAUAGAAAAGCAAUCUUCAUCUUUAUUUCUAAUACUGGCGGUGACUUGAUAGCAAAACAGUAUUUGAAGUAUUGGCGAAGUGGAAAAAAAAGAGAGCAGCUUCAUCUGGCACAUUUUGAAGAUUUAAUCAGAAUUGGAGCUUUCAAUGAAAUAGGUGGUUUCUACAAAAGUGAGACAAUUGAAAGCAGCCUAAUAGACCAUUACGUACCAUUCUUACCUUUAGAAGAAAAACAUGUUCGACAGUGCAUUGCUGAUGAAUUUAGGAAAAGAUCUGCAUCUCCGAAUGUCAAUAUAAUAAAUGCUAUUAUUGAAGAUUUGUCUUUUGGUCCAGAAGAAAAUCCAAUUUUCUCAAAUGGUGGUUGUAAACGUAUAGCAAACAAAGUUGCUGCUGCAAUAGAACGGAGACAUUUCAACAACUUUCACAGGUCACACACUGAAUUUUGAGUGUGAGCUUCACUUAAAUCACUGACAAUGUUAUUUAUUUUGGAACACUUGUGUAAUUUAUAAUUUUAUUGUCAUUCUUUCAAAAAGAAUUCCAUUGCUUGUCUUCAUACAAAACAGUAUUGUCUGUUUCUUUUGAGUAUCAUGUAGUGAGGAAUAAUAUACGAUAUUAAUGACAGUCUUCAUGAUUUAUUUUAUAUUUUUGAAAUAUUUUUUAAAUGGUAUGAACAUUAAUGCACUUA
Molecule: messenger RNA, 1407 nt
Organism: Gryllus bimaculatus (two-spotted cricket)
Lineage: Eukaryota; Metazoa; Arthropoda; Insecta; Orthoptera; Gryllidae
Source: the annotation of a GenBank genome assembly